This is a messenger RNA of Gastrolobium bilobum, 718 nucleotides long. Its product is annotated as acyl carrier protein 3, mitochondrial. Gene Ontology annotation, molecular function: acyl binding; acyl carrier activity. Lineage: Eukaryota; Viridiplantae; Streptophyta; Magnoliopsida; Fabales; Fabaceae. The record is from RefSeq and is a predicted model, not a curated record. Gene Ontology annotation, biological process: fatty acid biosynthetic process. Gene Ontology annotation, cellular component: mitochondrion.
AUGACAUCUCUUUUGUGUUCUGAAGUUAGCAGCUUGGAUAACUUUGAAAUAAUGCUUAUAAUAUUUGCAGAUUUCUUGAAUAUGCAAAACAUAAGGAAAUCUAUCUUGACUCAUGUAAAUUUGAAGAGGUCAACCGAAAGAUGGUUUUUGGCUGGGGAUAAGAGUGUGCAUCUGCAAUUGAGAUGUUGGUGCUUUUCAACGGUUGCCAGCUCUGAUCUAAUACUGGAUCGAGUAAUUGCACUGGCCAAGAAGUAUGAUAAAAUCGAUGCCUCAAAGGUUACUGAAACAGCUGAUUUUCAAAAAGACUUGAACCUGGACAGCUUGGACCGGGUGGAACUCCUUGAAGAAGAAUUUUUGGUUGAAAUCCCUGAUGAGAAGGCAGAUAAGCUUACUUGUUGUGCUGAUGUUGCAAAAUACAUAGCCUCCGGAGCUGAGUCAGCUGACCAGAGAAAUGUGGAAAAGCCCUGACUUCUCACUGUUAACUUUGGGAUGUGGUAUUCAAGUGCCUGUGGUUGUGCUAUAUGGAUCUCUGUUAAGUCAGCUUUGUUGCAACAUGAAUGUUAGUUGAUCUAUAGGUUGCUUCAUUGAGGUAAUUAUUGGUAGAAUGCAUAAAGACCCUAAGGUUUCCCUGGUGAAUCUUGCAUGUGGAAAUGCCCUAUUCUAAACAAUAUGAAGUAAUUGGUUCAUCCCAAAUUCUUAAAUAUAUACAUUAGCAUCU